Messenger RNA from Oncorhynchus mykiss (rainbow trout), 2637 nucleotides. The record is from RefSeq and is a predicted model, not a curated record. NCBI's taxonomy places the organism in Eukaryota, Metazoa, Chordata, Actinopteri, Salmoniformes, Salmonidae.
AGAUAAGUGUUAUGGAAGGACCCAGGCCUGUUGUUCUGAGCGGCCCCUCGGGGGCAGGGAAGAGCACUCUUAUGAAGAUGCUGCUGAGGGAUUACGAUGGAGUCUUUGGCUUCAGCGUGUCACAUACAACAAGGAGCCCACGACCAGGAGAGGUAGACGGCAAAGAUUACCACUUCUCCAACAGGGAGGCUAUGCAGGAGGAUAUUGACGAUGGGACAUACAUUGAGAAUGCAGAGUUUUCCGGGAACCUGUAUGGAACAAGCAAGUCUUCUGUAGAUGAAGUGCGGGCCAAUGGUCUCAUCUGCAUUCUGGAUGUGGACAUCCAGGGAGUGAGGAACAUCAAGCAAACUGACCUGGACCCUAUCUAUGUCUCUAUCCAGCCCCCCUCUAUAGAGAUCCUGGAAAAGCGUCUGAGGGACAGAAAUACGGAGACAGAGGAGAGUCUGCAGAAGCGUCUGGAGGCAGCACGGGUUGACAUGGAGCUCAGCAACGAGCCUGGAGUGUUUGACAUGCUUAUUGUCAAUGAUGACUUAGAGGAGGCUUAUGAGAAGUUGCAAAGUGUUCUUAUUGAGGAAAUUACUAAAGUUCAGUCAACCAAGAAAGAAAGAUGCAAUUCUAUUAUGUCAGGACCCAGGCCUGUUGUAAUAAGUGGCCCCUCAGGGGCAGGGAAGAGCACUCUGCUGAAGAAGCUGCUGAAGGACUACAAGGGAGUUUUCGGCUUCAGCGUAUCACAUACAACAAGGGACCCACGUCCAGGAGAGGUAGAUGGCAAAGGCCUGUUCGGUCUGCCUAUGCUUCUGGGGGCUAUGUUACUGCCCGUAGCAGACGUCCUAUCUUCUGUUUCAUCCGCAGAUUACCACUUCACAAACAGGGAGGCUAUGCAGGAGGAUAUUGACAAGGGAGAAUUCAUUGAGACUGAUGAGUUUUCGGGCAACCUGUACGGAACAAGUAAGAGUGCUGUACAGGACGUGAGGGCCAAGGGCCUCAUUUGUAUCUUGGACGUGGAUAUCGCAGGAGUGAGGCACAUCAAGGAGACUAACCUGGACCCAAUCUACAUCUCUAUCCAGCCCCCCUCUAUUGAGGUCCUGGAAGAACGUCUGAGGGGUAGAGCAACGGAGACAGAGGAGAAAAUACAGAGCCGCCUGGAAGAAGCCCGGACUGACAUGGAGGAGUGCAACGAGCCUGGAUUGUUUGACAUUGUCAUUGUCAACAGCGACUUGGAUGAGGCCUAUGAGAAGUUGCAAAGUGUUCUUAAGGAGGAAAUGUCGGAUGUGAUUCUGAUGAAGGCCUUUCAAGGCCAAACCUGCUAUUUAAUUUCAUUUUAAUAGUGUUUAUUGGUAAUUACACAAUUGGAACAAGGACUUUGUCAUUACAAAUGCCCUCGCUGAAGGUAAUUCCACACAAAUCCACUCGCUGAAUGAAGGUAAUUCCACAUGUGUAGUGACUCAUAAUCUAUUUUAUGUUGUUAUUUUAUUACACAACGUCCUUGAUCCAGUAUGCAACUAAUAUGUUUUGUAAUUAUACUUUUGGAAGUCACCUGUGUAUUACCAUGUCAAGAACUCCAACCCCAAAUGGGUAAAUGAGGCGACAUUAGGCAUAACCCUUUUGAUUACUUUGUACUACAUCACAACAUUUGACAAAAAACUUUGUAAUUGCAAUGUUGUUAUAAAGGAUAUACAUGUAUUUACCCAAGAGCAAGCAACUUAAUAUGUAGUUACCGUUUUUGGAGAAGGUAAGACAUGCUUUGAUUUUGUUAACCUGGCCACUAUCUCCUCAUGAUAACUUUUUAACGUUCAUGGCAUAAAACCAAUUCAAAUUGUUUACAAUGUUUGUUUUUGACCAUGUAAUGUAGCUACAGGCCUAGCUACUCGUCUACAGCAUUGUAUUAAAUGAGAUUGAUUUUGAAUAUGAAUCUUUAUUAAAUCCAUUAAAGGCCCAGUGCAGUCAAACUUCUGUUUUUUUGCCUGUGUUUUGUAUCAUUUUGCACAGCUGAUGAAACUAACACUGUAAAAAGUGGGGGAAAAAAAUGUGAUCAGUGUUAUGUCCCGGUAGCUGCUGGUUGAAAAUACAACGUAUACAGGAUCUUCUAUUUGGCAGAUUUUGCAUGGAUGGAAUUCUUUGGCCUGCCACAUGAGAUCACAAGGCAAAAUACUUUCAUAGGCCUAUAACAAAAGAGACUUUGUAACUAUAUAGUAAUUCAAAAAGGUUACUUCACUCUACCUUAAGUUGCUUGCUCUUGGGUAAGCACAUUGUAAAUACAUGUGCAACCUUUGUGACAACAUUCUUCUAACCGUAACAUUUGAUCAGUGGGGAUCUGUGAGAAAAAGCCUUCAGAAAAGGUCUAAGGAUGUGUAAAAUUAUGUGUUCUUUUUAAAAAUUUACAUUUAAAAUGAAACAUUUUUUUCGAUCAUUUAAAUUAUAUUCUGAUUUCACCUCUUCAGUUUGUGUUGGAAAGGGAAGGGUUAAACACGGAAGAGAAAAAAAGGUCCAGUCUGAAUUUUUCUUUGGUGGUUUCUGGGGAGACAAAUCUAGCUAGCUAAAUCAGCCAUUGGCGAGGCCCUCAGACACUAGACCGCAUGUUAAUUAAUUAAUUCAAUCUCUAUUUAACUAGGAAAGUCAGUUAAGAACAAAUUCUUA